CUGGCCAGUCUGCCUCUGCGCUUCGUCGAGAGAAGGCGGCGCGCGCGCAGUGGAUUAUAAAAAAAUCUAGGUCGCGCUUAUGUUAUAGCUUAUGAGUGGCCGGUGACCACAAGUGUAUCCUAACGGUUUUAUACGUUCUACAGUUUUUUAAAAGAAAUGUUGUGUUAAAAUCGGAAAUCUAUGUGGGCCGAGUGUUGAAGCUUAAAAAGCGGAUAUCGUUCAAGUGUUUCUUGGAAGUGGUGAAUUGAUUUUUGUGAAUGAGUCAGCUAACGGGCGUCGGGAUUGUUAACAUCGUCAACGUCCUGCCUACGAUCUCUGAAGGCGUGACAAUGAGAGAAAAAAGGGGAGGCGCUAUGAGCAAAAUGCAAAAGCUCAGAAAGCGCUUGUCUCUAAGCUUCGGUAGAUUAUCAACAAAAGACGAGUCGGAAGGCGAAGACAAAUGCAGAGAUCGACAGUUUGGUGGUAGCGGCGCGCGAGGUAAACUACCCUACAACGGAUACUCGGAAGAAUGCCUCGAUCGAUUAGAACCAAACGGAAAUAUACCUAAUGAUAAGGAUUCACAUUAUGAUUGGAGUGGCAGUGGCAACGGAGAGUAUCGGGUUCGAAGACAGCUCUCAGUAUCAUCAGACUCGAAAUUACUAGAUGAGGGGGCGAGAGAGGAGGCAAGGGUGAUUAUGAGGCCGAAGCGACCACCCAGGCCCAAGUCUGAAGCGUUCCUAGGACCACAUGAAAAUUCUAACAGGCGUACCAAGAGAUUUAGUGCAUUUGGGGGUGACUCUCCAUUCGGGAAAUCCGAAGCGUAUAUAAAGCUGGAGCAACUCGGCGAAGGGUCGUAUGCCACAGUGUACAAGGGCUAUAGCAAUUUAACACAGCAAGUUGUGGCGUUAAAAGAAAUCAGACUGCAAGAAGAAGAAGGCGCACCGUUCACGGCAAUACGGGAAGCGUCGCUACUCAAAGAACUGAAACAUGCGAAUAUUGUUACGUUACACGAUAUCGUACAUACAAGAGAGACACUGACGUUUGUCUUCGAGUUUGUGGAUACGGAUCUUUCACAAUAUAUGGAGAGACAUCCCGGCGGUCUUAAUCGUCAUAAUGUUAGGCUGUAUAUGUUCCAAUUACUUCGAGGCUUAUCGUAUUGCCAUCGAAGACGGGUUCUUCACAGGGACGUGAAACCUCAAAACUUAUUAAUAAGUUCGCACGGCGAGCUGAAGCUAGCCGAUUUCGGUCUUGCUCGGGCAAAGUCGGUGCCUAGUCACACGUACUCACACGAAGUUGUCACGUUAUGGUACAGGCCACCAGAUGUACUGCUGGGCAGCACAGAAUACUCAACUUCUCUGGACAUGUGGGGUGUGGGUUGUAUUUUCGUGGAGAUGCUUUGUGGUGUACCCACGUUCCCCGGAGUACGGGACACCAACGAUCAACUUGAUAAGAUUUUCAAGGUUCUCGGAACUCCAACAGAGGAAAGUUGGUCAGGUGUAACUCGCCUACCGGGUCUGCGCACGCACAUUGCCCGUUGGGGCUGGUGCGCAGCUAGACCCCUCGCAUCGGCUUUUCCGCGCAUGCGCGACGCUGGCAGGGAUGCGCAGAGAUUAGCCGCGGCGUUACUACAGCCUGAUCCGACGCGUAGGUUGUCAGCACCGAGGGCGAUGAGGCACGAUUACUUCGCGGAACUGUCUUCACGUCUUUCCGACUUGCCGGAUGAGGUGUCAAUAUUCACAGUGGAAGGCGUAAGUCUCCACCCAGAAGAAUAAGAGCCCACCGAAGCGAACUUUUAGUUGAAUCUUUGUUCCUUCUGUCGACAUCGCGUUUCGGCAGUCGACAUUACGUUUAUCUAGUGUCGAUAACGUUCAUUAGUUAGUACGUUCCAAUUCCUAUAGUUUUAAUGCAAAUUCCGGUUGACAUUUUGUCGAAGGACCAAAAAGUGAUAUUCUCCCAAUUAAGACGUACACUGAUUGUCAUCCUUUGAUUCUACUGUACUAGUGAAAAAUUUGUAUAGCAGUUUCAGGGAUCGGGUUCUGUUGAUAACACCUAUCUAUCGAUUUGUACCACGAUAUCUCUUUGGUCAGUCAACCUUAAUUUAAACUAAUCCUUUAUAAAUAAAGUCUUGUGUGACCGGUCACCAUCAAUACAAUUUCUUAGCGAUAGCCUUAUAAUUAAUUGAAUGUUAUAUCGGAUUCUUGAAAUACCGCGGUACAUAUCGAAUCAUCGAUGUCACGGUGUCAACACUUUUAAGCUUCAAUAUCCAUCCAUAUGAUUCAAUUAUUCUAUGGUGACAAGGUAAUCGUUAGAUGUCGAUUGUAUUAUAUUGAAUAGCUGGCUUGCUAACUGACUUAUUUGCAUAAAAUUAAAAAGUAUUUAUAAAUUUUGAAGAAAAUAGCAAAUAAUUGUUUAUUUUCAGGACUUUAAGUUUAGAACAGGUAAACGUUUUAAUUUUUGUUAAAUAUAAAUCUACAAAGAAGAAAUGAUUACUUGAGGAUAUUUGCGAAGUCUGCUAGCAAGCCCGCAAUGCAGUGUGCCAUGUAUUGUAUAAUUGAGAGCGAUUUAUUUUAAAAGAAUUUUUACGCUGGAUAUAUGCUCAUAAUUUUGGGAGAAAUUUUGAAGAUGUUUAUUUAUAUUAUAAGCGAUAAGUAAUGCAGUCUUAUGAGAGCUAGAUGCACCCUUUUUAAUUGGACAUGCACAUUCCUUCCAAAUUAUCGUUCCACUUUGCUUAUCGGAUUUAAAAUAAAAAAAGGAGCUAAUGAAACAAUUUAAAUAAUUUUUUUCAUUAAAACUAUUGCAGUUUGUUAAAGGGGCCGUUCUAGUAUUAUGUAAGCACUAUGGGGGGGAUGGAUUUUAGUUUUCUUAUAUGAUGAUUACGUAAUUAUUAAUUAUUUAAUUUUUACAAAUAUGUCCUUCUAUCUUCUAUGUGCUUCAUUGUCUAUGCUUGUAAACGAAAUGCAUUUUAGCGGAUUCCUACAACAUUUUGAGAGCUUUGCUACCUUUUGCUGACAAGGGGAAGGGGGGGGAUAAAUUGGAGUAAUUCUGUUUACGUAAUACUUGAACGUCCCUAAUGAAAAAAUUGCAAGAAAUGUGGGUAGUCCUUAACGGCUAAAUUUAAAGCCGGUAGGCAUAGUGCGAUCGUGCACAUCAUUAACCGUCUUUUGAAUUGCCUUCUUCAUUUAUUAUCGAGCGAUGGACUGACAGUGAUA
Pieris rapae (cabbage white) is the source of this 3188-nucleotide messenger RNA. It is a transcript of the gene Eip63E, whose product is annotated as cyclin-dependent kinase 14. Gene Ontology annotation, biological process: protein phosphorylation. Gene Ontology annotation, molecular function: cyclin-dependent protein serine/threonine kinase activity; heme binding; ATP binding. Gene Ontology annotation, cellular component: cytosol; nucleus; cytoplasm. The record is from RefSeq and is a predicted model, not a curated record. The transcript is spliced from 11 exons. Lineage: Eukaryota; Metazoa; Arthropoda; Insecta; Lepidoptera; Pieridae. The coding region runs from base 258 to 1751 and encodes 497 amino acids.